GUACGCUGCUAACAAAUUCGAUCAUCCCGUCAAAUUCGCUCAUCUUGUCCUAGCACUACGUUGGAACGCACGACACAUCAACAAUAAUACAGAACCACUUAUAUCACGCAGAUGCUUGGUGAAUUUGGAACUCACCGUGUGUUGCGUACGGUUUCGACAGCUGUCACCACUUACCGCAGCAUAUCCUUCAUCUUGAUUUAUCCGUUGGUCCUGCUGGUCUUGCCUUUAAUGCUACCCAGCCAACCUUCGAAAGGUGCCUACAUCCUCUUGCUAAUGUCCGGCUUCUGGGUGACCGAAGUGAUACCUAUAUACGUCACAGCACUGAUUCCCGUCCUUUUGGGUCCCGCGAUGGGUAUUAUUCCGUCCUCAAAGAUAUGUCCUGCCUACAUGAAGGACACAAACAUGCUAUUUGUGGGAGGGCUGUUCAUUGCUUGUGCCCUAGAACACCAUCAAUUACACAAACGAAUUGCGAUUACUGCCUUAAAGAUAGUCGGAAGUGAUCCCAAAAUCCUGAUGCUCGGCUUCAUGGUGCCCACGUGGUUUCUCUCAAUGUGGAUGUGUAACACAGCAACCACAGCGAUGAUGAUAACGAUUGUGGAAGCCGUACUGAACAGCUUGGAAACAAUUGAAGCGGAAAUGCGCAAGCAAGUACAAUACAGGAGCAACCAAACAAAAAGGUCGUCAAAUCCCGCAUUGUUUUACAACGACAAAUGCGAAAUGCGCUUUGAGGCGUUACAUUCAGUGCCGAAACAGUAUGAACCCAUGCAAGAAAACGGAAAAGAUUGCAAAAUGCUUCCAAGUUCAGUGGUGACAACGGAAAGUGAAAUGAAUGAGAUGAGGAAAUUAAGUGUUGGUCUAAGUUUGUGCGUGUGUUACGCAUCUUCAUGUGGUGGGGUCGGUACUAUAACAGGAACUGCACCGAAUUCCAUCUUUUUUGGUGAAAUAAAUAGUCUGUAUGGCGGUGAUACUGGACUCACCUUUGGUUCUUGGAUGGCAUUGGCUUGUCCAAUCUCUAUCGUCAUGCUUCUGUUCGCCUGGCUAUGGUUAACGAUACUUUAUGUCGGACCGCGCUCACUGUGCGUUGCCUCCCGGAAUGUAGAACGUGCGCAAAUGCUGGAUAAGAUUAUUGAAACGGAGGCCAGAAAACUGGGACCGUUUACGUAUGCAGAAGGCCUCUGCUGUGCGCUUUUCGCUCUGGUGAGUUCACUAUGGAUCACCCGAAACAUGGGAGAAAUUGGUUGGGGAAAAUACUUCAAGCAGAAGGAUGUUGUAUUUGUGUCCGAUGCUCAACCGGCCAUUAUGGUUUCACUUUUGGCUUUCAUCUUGCCGGCUGUUAGCCCGAUGGAAAUGUGGAAGCAACACCAGCGAAAGGAAACUCGACACAAAGAUGUGCAGGUUGAUAAACAACCUUUGUUACCUUGGGAGGUUGCAAAACAGCGUUUUCCGUGGGGUGUGGUAUUCGUCUUGGGCGGAGGAUUUGCACUUUCUGAUAUCUGUCGGGCAUCUGGUCUAUCUACAGUGAUUGGAGAAUGGUUGAGUGAAAAACUUGUUGGAAUUCCUUCCACAGGUCUGAUUUUCCUUUGUUGUAUACUUUCUGGAUUUCUAACGGAGUUCACAUCGAAUGCGGCAACCGUCUCCAUGUUACUUCCCAUCGUGUUCAGCCUGGCCAGUAAAUUGAAUCUUCACCCGUUUACACUUGCUAUUCCGAGCACAAUAGCGACAUCGUUUGCUUUCUCCUUACCCGCUGCUACGCCUCCGAAUUCAAUAGUAUUUGGAAAAGGACGGGUGAAAGUCAAUGAAAUGAUCAGGGCAGGAGUUGUGUUGAAUUUCGGUGGCAGUUUGAUUUCCUUGUUGGCGGUAUCGACGCUCGCAAGACCUCUGUUUGGAUUGGACAGUAUACCCACGUGGGCGAUCAACAGGACAACAAUAUUACAUUAACUUAUCAUGCAUUCAAAAAUGUCUAGAUUUUAACACUAAUAUUCGCACCGAUUUUUAUGUACAAACUUGGUCCGAUUGUUCAAAAAAGGCGUUUGAG
Molecule: messenger RNA, 2035 nt
Organism: Dicrocoelium dendriticum
Lineage: Eukaryota; Metazoa; Platyhelminthes; Trematoda; Plagiorchiida; Dicrocoeliidae
Source: the annotation of a GenBank genome assembly